Brettanomyces bruxellensis is the source of this 1641-nucleotide messenger RNA. RefSeq lists its product as uncharacterized. Bases 1 to 1641 code for a protein of 546 amino acids. NCBI's taxonomy places the organism in Eukaryota, Fungi, Ascomycota, Pichiomycetes, Pichiales, Pichiaceae. The transcript is spliced from 3 exons. The record is from RefSeq and is a predicted model, not a curated record.
AUGGCGGGUCACACACAGAAUGUCAGUGAACAGGAGCAUUGGGGAAAUGAGCCUGGACCAGUGAAUGGAGCGGGAAAUUGCCCAUUUAGUGCUGAACGUGGUCAAUGGAGGCUUAUCAGAAUUGGCGUACCCGCUAUACCCGUCCAGGGGAACCAAUCAUCGAAAAAAGAUCGAGAAUUCCAGCUUUCAGCAACGCAAACGCAAAAAAGCACACUUUCAGCACACAGCCGGCCCCAUGAGUUCGAUAUGACCCCCGCAUCGUGUGCACGGCAUCGCGGCGGGCCGGCGUUGAUGGCCCUGGUGCUUUUGGCGGCGGCUGUGACCCCCGUGGGGGCAAUUUCGGACCUGUAUGCACUCCAGAACGGUAAUUCGUUCCAGUCAUGUGCGUAUGUGUCACAUUCCACCGGCUGGCUCGAGGUCGCCGUGUCAUUUGUGGAUUUCCCGCCGAGCGAGGGGCUGUCUGUGGAUUUUCUGGCGGUGUCCGGUGAGGAUUUGAACCGGUUGAAGCUACCGUUUGUGCCGGCGGCCAAAGUUUGCGACGAAACGGCUUCCAAUCUGGGAUACUGCCGGUACGGGGAGCCGGAGGGACCCGAGGGACCCGGUAGCAUGCCGAUUGAGCAGAUGAUCGAGCGGAAAUCGAACCGCGGCACGAUAAUCCACCGGCAGCUUGUGCCGGGAGCCGAAAAGGCACCAUACGUGUACAAGGUGCACAAAAGCGGCACCUACUGCCUGGUGUUCCGGGCACAGGGCAUCCCUAAGGAUGCCAGCGGGCACGAUCAGGACCUCAUGGCCGUCGUGGACUGGCGGCAAGCGUUUGGCCGCAUCCUCGUGAGCGAUUGGCGGUACUUGUGGCUUUGCUGGCGGAUGCUGUGGCUUUACGCGGCAUUUGCACUGUGCUACGGGUACCUGGUGGCCAGACGCCGCCAUAUAGUUCAACAGAAGGUUCUUCUUUACACGGCAGCCCGAGCUGUGCUCUUCCUGGCGGCAGUUGUCAAGUUUUCGUACAUGAACCGCCACGGCUACUCGUUUGGCUUCACGCGGUCGCUUUUGCGUCUCGUUUCGCUCGUUUGCAACACCCUGGUCACCGUCUGGCUCGCGUACAACCUCAUUUUGCUCACGGCCGGCGUCUAUUUCGACAUGCACGCACCCUCGACCCGGUAUAUGCCGCUGGGAGUGCCCCGGGCCGCCCGCCAGGCCGAUAUGCCCACAUUCCGCCGUGCACUGCUCGCAGUCAGGCUUUUCUGCGCCCUCUUGUGCCUCCAGCUCGUCGUGUACGACUUAGAAUCAUCAGACAUCUUCUCCAUCGUCGGUGGCCGCGCGGACCUGCUUUCGAACCUCGUCUUCGGCGAAAUCGUUGCUGCCUUUGCUGUUUUUUCCGCUUACGGCAUCCACACCUGCCUCCAUGUCCGCGACAAAACCGUUGCAAUCCGCCUGGCUGCAACCCUCGCUCUUCUCUCUGCAGUCUUCAUCUUUGAGUUUGUUCUCCGGCGUACUGCCAUUGCCAACUACCUGAGUGACAAGCUGCUAAGCAUCGUGCACGAGAAAUCGUACACUUAUAUGCUUGAGUACGUGGUCACUGUCCUGGUGGGUCUUGUUUGGUGCCGGACGAGUCUUGAUGGUGAGAAGAUGAGUGUUGCGUGA